AUGUUGGCGUUCUGUAUUAAUUUGUAUCGUAGUAAUUAUGUUGGUGUUCUUUAUUUGAAGGGUGAAUUGUUGUUGUUGGAGAAGAUUGAUAUUAUGCAAAUGGAAACAACAGAAAGCGUUAUAAGGGGCAGUGAGGUUGUUGUUGGUGAUUGUGGCAGUGGAGAUAAGUUUCGGAGUAACGUCCAUAUGGAGGAGGGUACAGAAGACAUAGAUGAUGCAGGUAGUUGUGCACUUGACAUGGAUGUUAGUGGAGUUAAGUCUCGGGGUAACGUCCAUAUGGAGGAGGGUAUAGAAGACAUAGUUGUUGCAGGUAGUUGUGCAGAUGACAUGACUGUGGUUGGUAGCAACGAAAUAGCUGUAGUUGUUGAGGAGCCUAAGGAAGGGAUGGUUUUCCAGUGUUGGCAACAGGUUGAAGCCUACUAUAAGGACUAUGCUGAGCAGACGGGGUUUGGAGUGACAAGGGCUCAAGGUGUAAAUUCUAAGACGGGGGACCCAAAAAAAAUCAAAGUCACGUGGAAGUGUGAGUGCUGGGGAAAACCCGACAUGAGGGCUAGGAGGGAAGCGAAGAAGAGGGCAAAGGCAAUGAGCCAUGGAGGUUCAGGUGGUUUAGUUGAUGGGGUGGUAUGUGCGGAUGAAUUAAGUGGUAUGAAGAGGACUUCGAAAAAGUGCGAAUGUCAGGCCCGUGUUUAUGCUAAAGUUAACGAAGAUGGCUUGUGGGAGUUGAAGAGCGUGGAACUAAAGCAUAAUCACGCGAUUGAUCCGGCAAAUUAUAAGCUUGUUAAGGAGUACCGCAUGAAGCAAAUGACCUGCAAAGCGAAGAAGACGCUGUCAGAUUUGUACGAGCAAGGUGUACCGGUUUCUCAAAUACACGGUUUCAUGGCGACCGAACGGAAGGGUAGCAUGGAUCUGACGUUAAAAGAUUUACAACAUGAGGUGUACAAGGCUAGGUGGUUGAAGAUGGUUGGAGGGGACUCGGUGGCAAUGAUGGAGUACUUUGACAAAAUGCAAACCGGGAACCAAAAUUUUUUCCAUGCUCAACGUUUGGAAGAAGAAGGGAGGCUUAAGGAUGUGUUGUGGGUGGAUGCAAGAAGUAGGGUAGCUUAUGAGGACUUUGGUGAUGCGGUUUGCUUCGACGCAACAUACCUAACGAAUGAGUACGAGCUCCCGUUUGCGAACUUUGUUGGUGUGAACCACCAUGGGCAAUCGUUGUUGUUGGGAUGUGCUCUUGUUUCACAUGAAGACUGCGAUACGUUUGCGUGGAUAUUUCGACAGUGGCUAGCUUGCAUGAACAAUUGA
This is a messenger RNA of Chenopodium quinoa (quinoa), 1296 nucleotides long. Its product is annotated as protein FAR1-RELATED SEQUENCE 8-like. The record is from RefSeq and is a predicted model, not a curated record. The coding region runs from base 1 to 1296 and encodes 431 amino acids. Gene Ontology annotation, biological process: regulation of DNA-templated transcription. NCBI's taxonomy places the organism in Eukaryota, Viridiplantae, Streptophyta, Magnoliopsida, Caryophyllales, Amaranthaceae. The transcript is spliced from 2 exons.